Neltuma alba is the source of this 2116-nucleotide messenger RNA. Its product is annotated as transcription termination factor MTEF18, mitochondrial-like. The record is from RefSeq and is a predicted model, not a curated record. The coding region runs from base 172 to 1827 and encodes 551 amino acids. Gene Ontology annotation, biological process: regulation of DNA-templated transcription. Gene Ontology annotation, molecular function: double-stranded DNA binding. NCBI's taxonomy places the organism in Eukaryota, Viridiplantae, Streptophyta, Magnoliopsida, Fabales, Fabaceae. The transcript has 2 exons.
AUAGGAAUGAUAUGCUUGCCGGCGUUCGAGCUGCGAGGCCGUGGACCAGUUGCUUCAUCGAAGACGAUUCUUGACUGUCUGUUUUUUUCGAAGAGGGGAGAAAGUGAAGAAAAAUACGAUUCUUUUUCUCGCCAUGUAGGAAUUUAAGACCCAGAAUCCACUUUUGCGAUCAUGUUCUCAAAUUUGUUUUCCGUAUUCAUUGCUCGCCGUCUAUCUACCAGCUCGAAGCUUCCGAACAUUUCAAAAAUAAACUCCAGGUACAAGAAAUCGGCUAUCCUACAAGCCCAGAAUGCUCUCACUGAAUAUCUCCAUGGCACAAGCUGCUUGCCUUAUGUUUAUGCCGAGCAUAUUAGUAAGAACUCUCCUCUUUCGCUUGCUAGUCUCAUAGCAAAGGUAGAUUUCUCAGCUUUCGCUUUCUCAAAAAAUUUCAAGAAAUUCCUCAGGUACCACCCCAUCAAUGAGUUCGAUUUUUUUUUUGAAAGCAUUGGCAUAGACUAUAAUGAUAUUUCUGGGUUGUUGCCUUCGAACAAGUUUUUCUUUUCCGAAGAUCGGACUCUUCUCGAUGCGGCUGGUGCGCUUUCCGAAUUUGGGUUUCCGUGGAAUGAGUUGGGUAAGUUGUAUAUGGAGAAUAGUUCCAUAUUUAGGAGUAGUGCGGGAGAGCUCAAGUCUAAGCUAUCGGAGUUUAAGAAAUAUGGUUUUUGUAAUGUUCAUUUAGUUGGUAUAUGUUUAGCUUUCCCUUACACUUUGAGCGGGGGUUGUGAAGUAUGUGCUGAAAGCGAAGCAUUGUUAAAUUUUCUGAAGUUGGUAUUUUUGGAUUUCGAGCUGGCAUUAUCUGUUGAGGGAAAUAUGAAUUCAUGGCACGAGGUUUGUAGGAAAAUUCGGGUAUUUUAUGAUUUAAGUGGUGAUAAGGAAAGGUUAGUGGAGCUUGUAGGAAGAAAUAAAAACAUCUUUCUUGAACAUGAUGAAGAGGUGUUGAUUCAAAAGGUUGAGUAUUUCUGUAGAUUUGGUGUAAACAACGAGGAGGUAGUUGCUUUGCUUCUUCAGAGCCCAGAAUUGUUGAGUCUUAAUUUAGACAAGCCAGUGAUUAACAUAAUGAAGUUAUUGGAAUAUUCCGGCUUGGAGACUGAAAAUCUGAAGGAUGUUAAUCAAAAGUAUGAUCAUGUAUUGGGGACAAACAAAAUUGCUAAUCUGCCUCAGGUAAUGAGGGCUUUGGACUUACACGAGUGGUUCUUUAAUAAAAUCAAGGACGGAAAUCAUCAGUUGCUAAUGAAAUAUAUAGCAAGCUACCCUGAUGAAGACCGAGCUGAGGAAUACCGAAGUGGCUUGGAGAUGAUUCACGUUUCGAGGACCCCGAAUCACACCAUGAGUAAACUAAAUUUGUUACACAACUGGGGCUUUGGGGAAAAUGCUUCAAUCUUUGAUCUCUUAGCACACUUGCAUGGCACUAGUAUUGAAUUAAAGGAAAGAUUUGAUUGCCUCCUGAGUUUGGGGAUUGGAUACUCCAAGCUUUGUAAGAUGGUAAGAAUGACCCCUAAGAUCUUAAACCAAAAUGUUCAAACUCUGGAGCAGAAGGUGAAUUUCCUCUGUCAGGGAGUGGGAUGCUCUUUAGAGUAUCUACACACAUAUCCAGGUUAUUUGCUUUUCGGUUUAGAGAACCGCAUUAAGCCUAGGUACAGAUUUCAUACGUGGCUUGCGGAAAAGGGUCUAUGUACCAAAGACUAUUCCAUUGCAAGCUUAGUUGCAACUAGUGAAAAGGCUUUUCUAGCUCGUGUUUACAAAAUGCACCCAGCUGCUCCAAAACAUUGGUUUGAGCAAUUCCGGGUCUAAGAUAUUUCUGAAAGAAGGCACAGAGCCCCAAAAAGUCAAGCCCGACCUUCAAUCCUGAAGAGAUCUCUGGUUUGGUUAUGAUGGCUAAAUUUGGUAGAUUGUUGCUAUAGGUUCUGCCUCUUGAACACAAGGUAAGAAGGAGAGGCUAAAUUUACACUCUAUUUUUACUCGUUUUGCAUAGAUACAUUAUUUUUAUUUGAGUGGGACAUUAGUUUUUUUCCACUUAACUAGGGCAGGAUAAUCAAGUGUAAGGAUUUGAGCCAUAUAAGACUUUCCUAAUUAUGGGGUA